GCGAUUCUGCCAUUUCGCAUGACCAAUUGCAACAGUCACCGCCAAAGCCAGGGCAUCAAGGUUUCUCGUCUCAUGCCACGCAAAGGGAUCCUGACGGCCAUCACCGUGCAAUCGAAGAAUCCAUGGUGGCACGGCAGGCACAGACAUCAAGGUUGUGCGCGCGCCCAGCGAAACGGCUGCGGAUACACUUGAUAGACACACCGUAGCCAUCCCAGCGUGCUAAUUUAUCCAUCACAGUGCAUUGGCAUGACGUUCGUUUAUUGCCUGCAUCGGCAUCGUCGACCGCGGUGGAGCAGGGUGUGCAGUUGCAUUAGGGCUCCUGCGGGAAUCCGUCAUCACCACGCCCAGACUCGACUCCAGGGGAAGAGGAACAGGGGUGGUGGUGGAAAGACAAUGACCCGCACAAAUGCUAAUCAGAUCGAAAUUGGAGCCGAUCACCGCUGCCAGAGCUGGUACAAAAGUCAGACCUGUGCGCCGGAAAACAGUCACUUGCACUGCGACGGUGAGGGCCGGGGGCCGCGGGUAAUAAUUAUCAGAUGGUGCGGCCGAAUCAACGGCCACGGCCCGCCGCUGUGGUCAACAAGCGAGAGUCUUCCUCAAUGGACGUCAUGCCGCAGUGAUUGGUCCGCAGGGCAUUUUUGUCUUUCGAUCUGGCAAGGAGAGAGAAAGGCUGAUCCGAUGUGGCAGCACGGUUCCUUUCCUCGGGUCAGCUGCUAUCAUUGUGAAACGCUCUUUCCCUGUGGGAGAAACGUCUCAGUUCACACCGCUGAUUGUUCCUUUGUCCCUGUUCGCACAAUGGUAUCAUUUUGGAACGGACCAGCCGGGAUCGGAGAGGAUUAACAAUGAUGGCCUGAACGACACUGAUGACUCGCUCACCGGAAGUUCCUGUCGUACUUGGUGGCUUGGGUCUUGCUAAUUAAUUGGACGUCUCGGCAAUCUCUCACCCACUUCUCUGCCUCUCACAUGUGCUACGUAUUCAACAUUACGGGAAGCAGGUGAAUAAGCAAGAGCGCAGG
This is a messenger RNA of Dissoconium aciculare CBS 342.82, 1016 nucleotides long. RefSeq lists its product as uncharacterized. The coding region runs from base 247 to 840 and encodes 197 amino acids. The record is from RefSeq and is a predicted model, not a curated record. NCBI's taxonomy places the organism in Eukaryota, Fungi, Ascomycota, Dothideomycetes, Mycosphaerellales, Dissoconiaceae. The transcript has a single exon.